AUGGCCACCGAAAACAUAUGCGCCGUCGAGAAGCGCGGCCGGGUAUACCUCAUCACCCUCACCGGCGAGGGCGAGCACCGCCUCAACUCGGCUCUACUGUCUGCCAUCCGCGCCGCGGUCGCCGCAGUCCGGGCCUUCCCGGGUGGCGCCAGCGCGCUCGUCCUGGCCGCCGAGGGCAAGUUCUUCAGCAACGGCGGCGACCUGGCAUGGGCGCGCGCCGGGACUGCUCCGGCGGACCGCCAACUCGCAUAUCGCGCCGCGCUCCGCGGUCUCGUUGCCGACCUCCUCGCGCUCCCCAUGCCCACUGUCGCCGCCGUCACGGGCCACGCCGCGGGCGCCGGCUGCGCGCUCGCGCUGGCGCACGACGCCGUCGUCAUGCGCGCCUCCCGCGGGUUCCUCUACAUGAGCGAGGUCGACGCGGGGAUCAAGAUCGACUUCGUUGGCGAGGUGCUCCGGCAGAAGGUCCCGGACGCGGUCGCUAGGAGGGACCUGGUGAUGAUAGGGGAUAAGAUGACAGCCGCAGAGGCCGUGCGUCGAGGCAUUGUGGAUGCUGCCGUGGACGGCGGCGUGGAGGACGUCGUGGCCGCGGCGGUCGCCAUGGCUGAGGAGCUCGCGGGCAGAGGCUGGGACGGGGAGAACCUGGCCAACAUCCGGAAGGCCACCUGGCCGGUGCUGUGGAGCUGGAGCAAGGUCAAGGACUACGGCGGCGAGGCGCCGGCGCGGCCGCGUCUAUAA
This is a messenger RNA of Miscanthus lutarioriparius, 735 nucleotides long. NCBI's taxonomy places the organism in Eukaryota, Viridiplantae, Streptophyta, Magnoliopsida, Poales, Poaceae. The record is from the annotation of a GenBank genome assembly.